This is a messenger RNA of Centruroides sculpturatus (bark scorpion), 1838 nucleotides long. It is a transcript of the gene PMP34, whose product is annotated as peroxisomal membrane protein PMP34-like. The transcript has 8 exons. Gene Ontology annotation, cellular component: peroxisomal membrane. NCBI's taxonomy places the organism in Eukaryota, Metazoa, Arthropoda, Arachnida, Scorpiones, Buthidae. Gene Ontology annotation, molecular function: ADP transmembrane transporter activity; coenzyme A transmembrane transporter activity; NAD transmembrane transporter activity. The record is from RefSeq and is a predicted model, not a curated record. Bases 64 to 897 code for a protein of 277 amino acids.
GUGCGCAGAGUAGUUCGUAUCCAACUAAAAAGAAGCAGAAGCAGAAGGAAGUGGACGUCGAAAAUGGCCAGAGAUAUUAAAUGGGAGAAAUUGUUUAGUUAUGAUACUCUAGUAUACGCUGUUGCAGGUUCUGUGGGCAGUGUAACUGCUAUGACUACAUUUUAUCCUCUUGAUACUGUUCGGUCUCGACUUCAAGUUGAAGAUAGAGAUGCAAAGAAUACAUGGACAUUGCUUCAAGAAUUCAUCAGAGAAGAAGGAUUUGAAUCCUUAUAUCGAGGUCUGGGACCUGUUUUAACUAGUCUGUGCUGUUCUAAUUUUGUAUAUUUUUACACUUUCCACGGUUUACGUUCUGUAUAUAAAAGGGAUGCAAAAUCACAUAGUGCAUUGACAGAUUUGGCUUUAGCUUCAAUUGCAGGUGCAGUGAAUGUACUACUUACAACACCAUUAUGGGUAGUAAACACUCGAUUAAGGCUGCAAAAUAUAAAAUUGAAGUUAGAAGACAGAAAAUCUUCAGAUUAUUCUCAUUACAAAGGAAUAAUUGAUGGACUUUGUCAGAUUAAAAAAGUGGAAGGUUGGAAAGGAAUUUAUGGAGGUUUAGUUCCCUCUUUAAUAUUAGUUAGUAAUCCAGCUCUUCAGUUUAUGAUUUAUGAGUCACUAAAAAGAAGAAUGUCUAAGGGAUCUGAAUCAAAGUAUGGAACAGAUGAAUUGAAACAAAUGAAUGUUAUCUACAUGUUACUUUAUAUUGCAAAGAAACAAGGUUUUAAAGAAUUAUAUAAAGGAAUGGAAGCAAAAAUUCUUCAGACAGUUUUGACAGCUGCUUUGAUGUUUCUUUGUUAUGAAAAAAUUGCUGCCUUAGUUUUUGCUCUUCUAAAAAGAAAACAAAGCUUAAGUCAUUGAAAUUUUAUCUGCAAUUAACAUAAUUGGCAUUAGAAUAUUUAUAUUUUAAUAUAUUGUAACAUAAAUUUUAAUUUUUUUAUAUUUUAAAAUUUAUAAUUUAUUAUGAAAGUGUAAAUUAGUCUGAAUAUAAAACACUAUCUAAACUUAAUGAAUUUAUUUUUAGGUUGCCAAUUAUUAGACAGAAAUCUAAUACAUCUAAAUGUAACUAAGAAUAAUAUAAAUUUAUUGAAAGAUUAGUAGCCUAAAUUAUAAAAUAUUUAAUCAUAUUAUUACUAGUAAUCGUAAUAGUUGUGAAUUAGUUUAUAUGAAAUUUUAUAAGAUUCUUCAAUAUGAUGAUAGUUUUUUAUAUUGUGUAGUAUUGCAUUUUUUAAGCCCUCUUACAUAUUCAAAUAAAAAAAUCUUGAAAAACACAAUGCAUACUAAUAAAUGUCUUAAUAAAUAUUUGAGUUAAAUUAACUAUUGUUGACAGAAAAAAAAUUGCAUUUUCUGUGUAGACUGUUUGAUAUCCUACAUGAUCAUCCAAAUUUUACAAUACUUUUGUAGUUUUAUCUUCACAUUAUGGCAAAUUCACUUCUCUUCUUUACCAGAACAAAUCAAUUUUGAUUAAAUAAAUAAAGUAGCAAAAUAUCUUAACAUAGAAAAAGGAUUAUUCCAGUAUAGAAAUUUAUAACAACUAAAGUGGUUUUUUCUGUAUAUUUCUAUGUAAAGACUAACUUAAAUAAUAUGAUUGUGACUAAAAUUUGUGGUCUCCAUAUUGUUUUUAUAAGGUAGUAAGAAAUCUCAUAGCUACUUAAAUUUUUUCUAUUUACAUAUGCAAAUGACUCUGUUUUUUCUAUUACUCUAAUCUACUUUGUAGUACCUAUUUACUAUUUAUUUAUUUAAAAUUUGCAGAUUUGAAUUAUUAAUGAUUGAUUGGAUUAAAAGAUUAAAAUUAAUAAAAA